UGGGGAUUGUAGUUUCUCCGGGCCGCCGUGACUCGAUCCGCACACUGACGCAGUCCGCUCCCGGAGGACGGAGCGGCCCGGUCGCCGGCAUGGUGUUUCCGUCCUGCUGCGGCCGGCGGGAGGCAAUCCGGCCAGGCGCCCGUUAGCUACGGCGGCGACCCAGACGGGGAAAGUGGAAGGAAUGCCGCGUGCUGCAUGGUUCUCAGAGUGUGGGUCCCUGACCAGCAGCAUCAGCAUCACCUGGGAACAUGUUCAAAAUGCACUUUAUCAGGCCGGGCCAUGCCUGUAAUCCCAGCACUUUGGGAGGCCCAGCAAGCAGACAGCCAGUGUGGAAGAAUGGCGGUGAGCCACUCAGUAAAGGAGCGGACCAUCUCUGAGAACAGCCUGAUCAUCCUACUGCAGGGCCUCCAGGGCCGGGUAACCACAGUGGACCUGCGGGAUGAGAGUGUGGCCCACGGACGCAUAGACAAUGUCGAUGCUUUCAUGAACAUCCGCCUAGCCGAAGUCACCUACACGGACCGUUGGGGGCAUCAGGUCAAGCUGGAUGACCUCUUUGUGACAGGCCGCAAUGUCCGUUACGUCCACAUCCCAGAUGAUGUGAACAUCACCUCCACCAUUGAGCAGCAGCUGCAGAUUAUCCAUCGUGUGCGGAACUUUGGUGGCAAGGGCCAAGGCCGGUGGGAAUUUCCCUCCAAAAACUCUAAGUGACGCCCUCAGCAAGCCUGGCCCCAACUCAGGUUCCUCUGGAGCCAGCUCUCUGCCCUCACACCCUGUCCGGAACCUGAGAAGAGAGCAGGGCCGGCCCAGAAGCUGGUGUCCAACAGACACCACCUGUCAAAGCUGCCUUUCACAGGGCUCCACCUCCCAGACUCAGUCUGGGACCCAGAAUCCUGUCUAUCUGUGGCCUUGGGGUAGGUGACAAUCCCCCUUUUUGAUGAUCUGAAUCUCUGACUUCUUGAUUAUGUAAUCUGUCAAGUAGUUUUCAGUUCUCUCAGUGAGGAUAAUUAAAGGUGCUCAGCCUGA
Molecule: messenger RNA, 1023 nt
Organism: Sapajus apella (tufted capuchin)
Lineage: Eukaryota; Metazoa; Chordata; Mammalia; Primates; Cebidae
Gene: LSM10
Product: LSM10, U7 small nuclear RNA associated
Exons: 3
Coding region: 196-708 (170 amino acids)
Biological process (GO): mRNA 3'-end processing by stem-loop binding and cleavage
Cellular component (GO): nuclear body; cytoplasmic U snRNP body
Molecular function (GO): histone pre-mRNA DCP binding; U7 snRNA binding
Source: RefSeq, a predicted model, not a curated record